This is a messenger RNA of Benincasa hispida (wax gourd), 456 nucleotides long. Lineage: Eukaryota; Viridiplantae; Streptophyta; Magnoliopsida; Cucurbitales; Cucurbitaceae. The record is from RefSeq and is a predicted model, not a curated record.
AUGUCUCUUGCUCAAUCUCCCGAUCUCUCUUCCGACGAAAAUGCCUUCCACGGCGAUGAUCUUCACGACGCCGCCUUCGUCAGCCGCGGCUGUUGCCUCUGGCUCCCUUGCCUGAGAUCCAAUCCCUCGCAGUCUUGGUGGGAGCGGAUUAGGGCAGCCGAUAACGACGAUGAAUGGUGGCUUAGAGGCUGGAAGAGAUUUCGCGAAUGGUCAGAAAUCAUCGCUGGCCCUAAAUGGAAGACAUUCAUUCGUCAAUUCAAUAAGAAUCGCAAUCGUCAAUCUACUUUCCGUUACGAUCCUCUCAGUUAUUCUCUUAAUUUCGACGAAGGUCCAGCUCACGACGAUCCUUUCAGCGACGAUUUAGUCCGCCGUGAUUUCUCCACUCGAUUCGCUGCCAUUCCGGCCUCCGCUAAAUCGUCAAUGGAUCUAGGUAAGGACGGUCCGCCUUUCAUUUGA